CCUGCUGGCUCAGUCUGUUGGUGGAAUAGAUUUUGCUCCCAUUUCACCCUUUUCUUGAAGGCUGCAGUUGUUUGCACAGUUGCACGUUUUUUGCUCUCAGGCCGCUGAGCGGCUUAAACAGUAAAUGCAGAAGGCGAUUGUUUUGGAAGAAGGGCUUUUUGUUCCCCUUGCGGCCUCCUCCACUGAGCCGGACCGAAGGGGGGACCCUCUUGGUGCUGGCCUCCCCACUUUUCACCCAAGGAAGCAGAGGAAAGGACAGAUUGCAAAAUCUCCCGAUCUGGACUCUGACCUGGAGGCCCGGGAGGAUCUGGAACGGCAGGAGAGCAACUGUGUUAAGAGAUGUGGGCCGGACGCCGCGUGGAAGAGCUGCCCAGCCCGGCCUUCACCGUGGACCUCGAUGUGGCGAAAAGGAACGCGGAGCGCAUGGAGGAGCGUUGCCGAGACCUGGGCAUAACCCUGAGGCCUCACAUGAAAACCCACAAGACCCUGGAAGGUGGGGACCUCAUGACCGGAGGCACACGCCGGGGGAUCGUGGUGUCCACCUUGGCCGAGGCCCGUUUUUUUGCCGACGGCGGCUUUGACGACAUCCUGUACGCUUACCCGCUACCUUUUGACAAGGUGGAAGAGUGCACCACCCUCGCUGAGCGGCUAGAGGCCUUCCACGUGUUAGUGGACAGCCCCGACGCCCUGGCCCUCCUGAAGAGACGGCCUUUGGGCCACAGCAAGCGCUGGAAAGUCUGGCUGAAGAUCGACUGUGAAAAUGGCCGAGCCGGCCUGAGGCACCACGACCCGGCCGCUCUCGAGCUGGCGAAGUUGAUCGACGACGGGCUGACGGAGCUGGCCGGCGUCUACGCCCACUGCGACAAUUCGUACAGCGCCCACGGGGUGUCCGAAAUCCAGUCGGUGGCUCGGGCCACCGCUGUGCAGACUCUGGAGUUUGUGAACAAGCUACAGAAAGCUGGCAUGACCUGCCCGGUGAGCAGCACCGGCUCCACGCCCUCCUGCAGCCACCCUGUGCCCGAGAUGGCUCGGCUCAGCGAGGUCCACCCGGGGAACUACAUUUUCUACGAUGUCCAGCAGAUGAUGAUCGGCUCUUGCCAGCUGGAGGACGUGGCUGUCCGGGUUUUGACACGAGUCAUCGGCCACUAUCCGCACCGCAACCAGCUGCUGGUGGACUGCGGCUGGACCGGCUUGAGCCUCCAUAGUUUGGGCCAAUUGCCGACGGGCUACGCUCUCGUGGAAGGUCAUCCAGAGCUCAAGUUGGUGGGAAUGACCCAGGAACACGGCAGGAUCGAAUCCCUCACUGGGAAGUUAGAUUUUGCCAAAUUCCCCUUGGGCAGCGUCCUUCGGCUGGUUCCUUAUCAUGCCUGCGCCACAGCCGCCAUGCACCCCCUCUACUACGUCCACAGCGGAGGCCGCGUGGUGGCGACGUGGAAGCCCACCCGAGGCUGGUAGAGAGACGGGGGCGGAAGGAAGCAGAGAGGAAGACGGUGCGGCCAAGAAGAAUGCUUGCUACAGUCAAAAGCAAAAGGGGGGUUGUUUCUCGGAUGCAGGACAAGCUUUCUGUGACUGUGGAGAAGUUCAAUCCGUGCAGCACCCACGCGCGUGCAAUGUAUGCCCCCCACCACCACAUGGACAAAAGAAUAUCUAGCAGAUGGCUGAGAUGAUGCUCUGGAGUAGCCCACUUCUGGCCAAAACUAGUCUAAUUAUCUUAACCUGUUGAUUUGUUUUUCAUUCCCCCCCCCUUUUUUCCCGUUCCAUAU
Messenger RNA from Pogona vitticeps (central bearded dragon), 1763 nucleotides. NCBI's taxonomy places the organism in Eukaryota, Metazoa, Chordata, Lepidosauria, Squamata, Agamidae. The record is from RefSeq and is a predicted model, not a curated record.